GCUGUACUGAGAUCAUCAUAUUCCUUUGCAUCUAGUGUUGGCAGGAGUUACAGGGACACGGGAAGGCAGGCUGAUUCAUUUAUGCCUUGUGACACAACUAGCUUGCUCAUCACCGAAGGGGCUGACAGAGUGUCUUAUAAAGCCCCAGCUCACAUGGCUCGGCCUUCGCUCCAGACUGGCAAAGCCACCGUGGUCUGCCCUGUUCCAGCUAGACUGCUGAUGCUGCUUCGAGGCCUUACCCUCUCUCUGGAGAAGGCCGGGCUGCAGGGGAUAGCCGGUGUAGACUGGAAUGGUGUGCUCAAGAUGGUUGCCAGUACCUGCUUUUUCCUACUCCAGAUCCAGCCACUGUGCUUCUUCUUGUUGUCUUUAGGCGAUGACUCAGGAUGCAGCCAGGGGCCACGACGUGCACGGAGGACCGCAUCCUGCAUGCCUUGGAGCGCUGCUUGCACGGGCUCAGCCUCAACCGUCGCUCUACCUCCUGGUCAGCUGGGCUAUGUCUGAACUGUUGGAGUCUCCAGGAGCUGGUCAGCAGGGACCCAGGCCACUUCCUUAUCCUCCUAGAACUGAUCUUGCAGAAAACUCGAGAGGUUCAGGAGAAGGGCACCUAUGACCUCCUGGCCCCCCUGGCCCUGCUCUUCUACUCCACAGUCCUCGGUACUCCACACUUUCCCCCAGACUCAGAUCUCCUUCUGAAAGCAGCCACAACCUACCAUCGAUUCCUGACCUGGCCUGUUCCUUACUGCAGCAUCUGUCAGGAACUGCUCACCUUUAUCGAUGCUGAACUCAAGGCCCCAGGAAUCUCCUACCAGCGGCUGGUGAGGGCCGAGCAGGGCCUGUCCAUCCGGAGUCAUCGCAGCUCCACCGUCACUGUGCUGCUGCUGAACCCCGUGGAGGUGCAGGCUGAGUUCCUGUCUGUGGCUAAUCAGUUGAGUGCUCCCGGGCACUCACCCCACAGCACCUACACCACCCUCCUCCUGCAUGCCUUCCAGGCCACCUUUGGGACUCAAUGUGACCUCCCGGGUUUACAUGGUAGGCUGCAGUCCAAGACACUGGCGGAACUUGAGGACAUCUUCACAGAGACGGCAGAAGCUCAGGAGCUGGCCGCUGGCGUUGGCAAUGCUGUUGAGGCCCGGCAGUGGCUCAGGACCAAGCUGCAGGCUGUGGGAGAGAAAGCUGGCUUCCCCAGAGUCUUAGACACUGAAAAACCCAGCAAGCUCCGCACCAUCCCCAUCCCAGUGGCCAGGUGCUACACCUACAGCUGGAACCAGGACAGCUUUGACAUCCUGCAGGAGAUCUUGCUCAAGGAACAGGAGCUACUGCAGCCGGGGAUCCUAGGGGACGAUGAGGAGGAGGAGGAAGAAGAGGAGGAAGAGGAAGAAGAGGAGGAGGACUUGGAAGCCGAUGGGCAUUGUGCGGAACGGGACUCAGUGCUGUCCACUAGCUCGGUGGUCUCUCGAGACUCUGCCGUGUCACUGUCCCUGUCCCAGGCCUCGGGCUCCACCCUGCCCCACCAACUGCUGAGCUCCUUUGCCUCCUCCGAUGGCAUGGACAGCGGCUACGUGGAGGACAGCGAGGAGAGCUCCUCUGAGUGGCCCAGGAGGCCGGGUGGCCAGGAGCGGAGGGGGCCCCGCAGAUCAGGGCAGAAGUUGAACAGGAUUUAUAAACUCUUCAAGAGCACCAGCCAGCUGGUCCGGCGGAGGGACUCCCGGGGCCUGGAGGGCAACCUGGACGCAGCCCUGCCCCUGCGGCGCACCGGGAGCCUCUGCAGCCCCCUGGACGAGCAGGCGCCACCCGCGCGGGCCCAGCGCUCACGCUCCCUGCCACAGCCCCGGCUCUGCGCCCAGCUGCCCGGCUGGCUCCUGGCGCCCGCCUCCCGCCACCAGCGCCGCCGCCCCUUCCUCAGCGGGGACGAAGACCCCAAGGCGUCCACCCUGCGCGUCGUGGUCUUUGGCUCCGACCGAAUUUCCGGGAAGGUGGCGCGGGCAUACAGCAACCUGCGGAGGCUGGAGAGCAGCCGCCCUCUUCUCACGCGCUUCUUCAAGCUUCAGUUCUUCUAUGUGCCCAUGAAACGAAGCCCCGGGCCCAGCCCAGGCCCUCCCAGCCGGAUGCCCCCGCUCCCCACGGAUGCUGCGAGGCACCCCAGUUCCGCAGAACUGGGCACCGCCCCCUGGGAGGAGAGCACCAAUGACAUCUCCCACUACCUCGGCAUGCUGGACCCCUGGUAUGAGCGCAAUGUGCUGGGCCUCAUGCACCUGCCCCCUGAAGUCCUCUGCCAGUCUCUGAAGGCUGAGCCCUGCACCCUAGAAGGCUCCCCUGCCCAGCUGCCCAUCCUGGCGGACAUGCUGCUUUAUUACUGCCGCUUUGCGGCCCGGCCGGUGCUGCUGCAGGUCUAUCAGACAGAGCUGACUUUCAUCACCGGGGAGAAGACGUCAGAGAUCUUCAUCCACUCCCUGGAGCUGGGUCACUCUGCAACCACACGGGCCAUCAAGGCUUCAGGUCGUGGCAGCAAGAGGCUGGGCAUUGAUGGUGACCGUGAGGCCGUCCCUCUAACACUACAGAUUAUUUACAGCAAGGGGGCCAUCAGUGGACGGAGCCACUGGAGCAACAUGGAGAAGGUCUGCACUUCCGUCAACCUCAACAAGGCCUGCCGGAAGCAUGAAGAGCUAGAUUCCAGCAUGGAGGCCCUAACGCUAAACCUGACAGAAGUGGUGAAGAGGCAGAACCCCAAAUCCAAGAAGGGCUUUAACCAGAUUAGCAUAUCCCAGAUCAAAGUGGACAAGGUACAGAUCAUCGGCUCCAAUGGCUGCCCCUUUGCUGUGUGUCUGGAUCAGGAUGAGAGGAAGAUCCUGCAAAGUGUGGUCAGGUGUGAAGUCUCCCCCUGCUACAAGCCAGAGAAGAGCAGCCUCAGCCCCACACCCCAGGACCCAGCUCACUCACUGGCUCAGGCUACACCUGACCUCUGCUCCCUCCUCUGUCUGCCCAUCAUGACGUUCAGCGGAGCUCUACCCUAGAGCUGCCCCGCACCAGCCGGGAGGAAAACCUGGGCAACCUCCUCUGAACAUGGACAGUCUGUUGUGGGGGCCUCAUUUCCCAAGUCUCCCCUACCGCUGAGUGGCCCUGUAUUGGGUCAGGGUGCAGCUGUAGCCCUGUGGUGAGCAGGGGGCAGUGGGGUGAAGGCUUCCUGGGGCCUCCAUCAGAUUUCUUGGAGCUCCAACAUUGGGAGAAGGUUGGGUACCAGGGAGAAAGGGGCCUGGCUGCACGGUCGGUCCCUCACAUCCUUGUGGCAGGAGGAGAAGACUGGAUGGGCUGAUUACCAAAGGUCCCAGAAUGUUCCAGCAUCUUUCUAGAUGAAAGAGCGAGGCCUGGUCCUCUGGAAAGCGCGAGUAGGAGUUGGCUUCUUUCCCGACAUGAGUUGGAGUCACCCUUCCUCCAUCAGAAACGUGGGGGCCCCUUUGUGUCUGGGAGUUGAGUCCCUCUUCUAGGGAUGAAAGUGUCAGAAACACAGCAGAGACUUGGAGAUUUUUCUUUCUUGAAUUCAGUGCCAGCACACACACCCACUCUCUCUCUCUCUCUCUCUCCCUCCCUCUCUCUCUCUCUUUCUCUCUCCCUCCCUCCUUCCUUCCCUCCCUUCUUCCCCCUCCCUCUCUCCUUCUCCCUCCCUUUCUCUCUCCCUUCCUCCGAGCUUCCUUAGGUCUCCUAUACAACAGCACUAACACUUUACCUGUCUUGUCAGCACCUGGACGAGAGUCUCUCUGGAUCCCCUAUCUGGAUCUGAGGUCCCCAGCACACAAGGCUGGCUGAGAUUCAGUAGUGACUCAGUGACCCUCUAGCUAAAUGACCAGAAGGAAGUGAAGUCACUUCUCUAAGUCUCUAUUUCCAGCACUAAGAUGGGAUGGGUAUAAGCCCUCCUUAAAGCGCUGAAAUGAGAUGGUCCACAAAGGAGCCAGGCAGCAGCUGGCACAUAGCAGGCUGCUGGCUCCCCCCUGUCUGCCACUGGGAUGCCUUUCUAGGUACUGGGAAAGGCAUGAUCAAAAUUGAGGGGUGAGAAGUGGUCACUUGAAGUGCCUUUGUCAGGGCAAGGCGGGGAGGGCUGCACGGGGGCCCUCCCAUCUCCUCUCUCAGGUUGGCCCCUGUUCCCCUCACACCUUGAGCUGGCGAGUGAUGUGAUCUUCCAGAUCAGCAGCUCACUGGCACUGCUCUAGAGCCAGGGCAAGAUCCCAGAGGAGGAGAGGCUGGAAUGCCUGGCUCUGACGAGCUUAGAUUAGGGGGAACGAGUAAUAGAACAUGAGAACUGAAAUGUCUUGACUCCAGGUUGGAGGAGUCUGAGGCAGACUUUAGAGGCUGGGGACAGGCAGGCCUUGGCUCAGGGUCUAGACUGGUGGAGGUGGGAAAGGACAUCCUGAGCUCUCCUCCUGCCUCCUCCUGUGAUCUCCUGCUCUGAAGGUGCUCAGUCUCUGGGAGCCCAUGGAACUGCAGCCCUGAGGACUCAAGACUUGAAAGAAGUGGACAGAGCCAGCUGUCCUGCAGGGGCUUAUCCCCCACACCCCCAGCAAACCCAGUGGCAAGCAAAAGAAACCAAACAAAAAGAUUAUUGGAGGAUUUUUUUUUUGUAACUGCUCCAAGGAACAGUCACCAUUCUGCCUUUAAUAUGUUUUUGUGGGAGCAUUUUAUCUCACAUGAUCAACCAGUGGAACAUAAUACUAUUGUCCAAUAAAACUGGAUUUAUAC
Erinaceus europaeus (western European hedgehog) is the source of this 4728-nucleotide messenger RNA. It is a transcript of the gene PIK3R5, whose product is annotated as phosphoinositide-3-kinase regulatory subunit 5. The record is from RefSeq and is a predicted model, not a curated record. Gene Ontology annotation, cellular component: phosphatidylinositol 3-kinase complex, class IB. The coding region runs from base 384 to 3011 and encodes 875 amino acids. The transcript is spliced from 19 exons. Gene Ontology annotation, molecular function: 1-phosphatidylinositol-3-kinase regulator activity. Gene Ontology annotation, biological process: positive regulation of MAP kinase activity; G protein-coupled receptor signaling pathway. NCBI's taxonomy places the organism in Eukaryota, Metazoa, Chordata, Mammalia, Eulipotyphla, Erinaceidae.